Drosophila virilis is the source of this 4240-nucleotide messenger RNA. Its product is annotated as guanine nucleotide exchange factor DBS. Gene Ontology annotation, cellular component: cytoplasm. Lineage: Eukaryota; Metazoa; Arthropoda; Insecta; Diptera; Drosophilidae. Gene Ontology annotation, biological process: intracellular signal transduction. Gene Ontology annotation, molecular function: protein binding; guanyl-nucleotide exchange factor activity. The record is from RefSeq and is a predicted model, not a curated record.
UAUGUAAAAAUGUAAAAGCUAAAAUGGAAAAUUCGCCGUCCAGUUCCAUAGAAAAGCAAAUUGAUCACUUUUUGGAGCAUUUUAAACGUAGUGCAUCCAAGGCCAUCGAUACCGACUGGGUUAGCGGCUCCGAUGGACAGUCCAAUGGCAGUCCUCAACGACAGCAGCCCCUGCAACGUUUGCUGCAAAGAACCAAAAGCCGAUCCAGCUGUCUAGACGUAUCGGAACUGUCAGACCAUGAUGUGGAAAAUGCGCUAGCCGAAUCUCAGGCAAUUGUGAUGAGUGCAUCGCAAACGCAGCAGCGCCAACAGCAAUUGAUCAGCCACCAUAUGAUCGAAUCUCAGAUCUCGGUAAGCAGUGGGGCCUCCAUACAGACGGCUAUCUUUCAAUCGCUUAGCAAUUCGCCGGCGCACACCAAUCGGAGCACAGGACUGUUGCAACAUACCACAUCUACGAUUAGCAGCAACUCCACUAGUUCUGUAAACUCACAGGGUGUAGCCUAUGCCGCUGACGCCCUUGGUGCACAGAAGCCCUCGGAGCAGAUAAACUCGCUACUAGAGCACAUAAGUCCAGCGCAAGCGGCCGCCGCCAUGAGCGGCGAGGGCGUGCUCAACAUAGCCGACGUGGCGGAUCUGUUGCAUCCCCAACAUGCUAUCAUUACAGGAGGUCGUUCUCAGGAAGGUUGUCCAUUAAUCAUCUUUCCGGACAACAAUAAUUUUAAUUCGAUCGAAGAAGCCGACUAUCAGAAGCUCAUUUUGUACCUUAGCUCAGUGCCAUCCCUCCAGGAUGCGGAUCUGGGCUUUCACUUGAUUAUUGAUCGACGUAAAGACCGAUGGACAUCAGUUAAGACGACGCUGCAGCGAAUAUCGAUUUACUUUCCCGGUAUCAUACAUGUGGUCUAUGUGCUGCGUCCGUCGGGCCUCUUUCAGAAGGCCAUAUCCGAAGUGAGUUCGAAAUUUUCUUCCAAGGACGAAUACCGCUUUCGACUUAUAGUGUGUUCAGCUCUGUCCGAUCUUCAUGAAUUUGUUGACAUCAGUCAGUUAACCCCUGAUAUGGGCGGUACAUUAAUAUAUUCUCAUCACGAGUGGAUACAACAAAGGAUCUCACUCGAGAAGUUUUCAAGCUUGACGCAUCAGGUCUCUGCCGAAUUGGAUGUAUUUAUACAAGCCAUACAUGACACUGAGUUUCCCAAUUCCGUAGAGGCAACAAAAAAAUUGUUAGAGGAUCAGGGCGUUGACUAUGCGCGACUGAAGGAUGAGAUACUGGCGGCUGCCAGACACGGUGAGACGCUGCUGGACAAAAUAAAAUCCAAUGAGGAGCUCAAGGAGUUUUCCGAACGCACCGGCAAUGUCAGCGCCAUUGAAAGACUGCUGGUCCAACUGGAGGAAACUGAGCGUCGUUUCGACGAGUUCUGGCGGACACACCGCAACCGCCUAGAGCAGUGCCUGCUACUGCGCAUGUUCGAGCAGGACUUUCGGGAGCUGCAAAAUAUUUUCGAUGGGCAUCUAAAGACUGUGGCCGACAUGACUGAGAUUGGAGAGAGCGUGGAUCGUGUCGCGACACUUGUUCAGGAUACGGAGACAUUUUGUGAGCUAAUCAAAACAGACAUAGAGAGAGCUGAGAAGGUUAUACAAGCUGGACAACAGCUGGUCGGCUCCCGCGGCGUCUACCCUUGGGAGAUUGUGCAGCCCAAGUGCGACGAACUGCAGCGCGUCUGCGACAUAAUCAGUAUGCGCCUAAGCAAACGGCUCGAAAUACUGGCCAAGAACAGCGAACUUAUGGAGAGAGUUGAAAAGGCUAAUCAAUGGUGUGCCAACGGUGUAGAGCUGUUGGCCUCUCAGCGGAUCGAGCAAUGCUCAGUCUCUGCCGACCUAGCUGAGCAGUCUCUGCACGAAAUACAGGCUUUUAUCGCAUCCGCUUCAGAUUUUAAAUUAUCUAGUCCAAGUGAAUUCAAGAAAAUCUUUCUGGAUAGCACGACCCCAGAGACCAAAGCACUUGUAUCUCAGGUUCUACAGCGUAUUGAUGAUGUUUCUUUGAUGUGCGACAAGCGCAUUGCGAGCCUCAAGAAACUGGCUCUGAAACCACCGCGUCCAGUGCAGCAGGUUACUCCAGAACCAGCCGUGCCGCUGCAGCCACCAGGUGGUGCGCCCCAUUUGCUGCGCCGUAAACCAAAUAAGACUGGCAUACAUGAGUUAAGACCCAGAUCUAUGGACGGUGUCAUUGACUCGGGCGUUUCGUUAAAUGGCGACACUGGCUCGAGUCCAGAUAAUGGCGAACUCAUCCAGAAUCAACAGGACGCUGAGGCGAGAAAACUGAAGCGAGGUCACGUGCUGUCCGAGCUGCUGGAGACGGAGCGGAUCUAUGUUAACGAAAUGAGUUCAAUUCUUAAGGGCUACUUCGACCAAAUGCAGUCGGACGAGCUGAUGCACCUUGUUCCUGCCAGUCUGCAGGGCAAGGAGGAAAUACUUUUCGGCAACCUGCACGAGCUUUUCACUUUUCACAACGAGAUCUUUCUCAAGGACCUGGAAAACUGUAUUUCAACCACAGAGCUUGUGGCGCUCUGUUUCGUGCAAAGGCGGGACACUUUCUAUCGGCUGUACUCGUUUUAUUGCCAGAAUAUACCGCGCUCAGAGCGAUUGCGUGAGACGCUUGUAGACACUCACCUAUUCCUGCAGGAGUGUCAAAAGAGAUUGGGUCAUAAGCUUCCUCUAGCCGCGUAUCUGCUAAAGCCUGUGCAACGGAUCACCAAGUACCAGUUGCUUCUCAAGGACCUGCUGCGCUUCAGCGACAGCGGCAGCUGCACUAAGGAGCUGCAGAAGGCGCUUGACUGUAUGCUAAUCGUGCUCAAAUGCGUAAAUGAUUCAAUGCACCAAGUGGCUAUUACAGGAUUUCCGACCGAUCUGGCGCAGCAAGGCGAAUUGCUAAUGCAGGACUCGUUCCAGGUGUGGACCGAGUCUAAAAAAGAUAUACGCCUGCGCAUCAAGCCACAGCAACGUCACAUUUUUCUCUACCAGAAAUCCCUGCUCUUCUGCAAGCAAACCUCCAAAGCGGGUCAUAACAAAAGUACCUACCAGUUUAAGCACCACGUUAAGAUGUCACAAAUCGGUCUUACGGAGUCCGUUCGGGGUGACGCCAAACGCUUCGAGGUGUGGCUACAGGGACGUCAAGAGGUGCACACACUGCAAGCUCCGACGGUAGAUGUCAAGAAUAAAUGGGUGGCGGAGAUCAAACGGGUGUUGCUCAAUCAGCUCGAGGAACUGAAGGGCGAGAAAAUCAAGCAAUAUGGCCUCAACCAUCGGGGUCUUAAGCAAACAACAUCCUGGGACACGCCCAACAUUAUACUGGGCACACCAAGUCGCAACAUCAGCUGCGACGCUUCCUCAGAGUCCUCCAACCGCAACUCAAACUGCAGCAGCGAAGAGAACGGCCCAGCGGCAACUGCCUGCGCUAACUCCAGCAGCGGUAUUGGUGACAGGGACCAUCCAGAAGGAUGCGGCUGGAGCUCGGAUUAUUCAAAUAGCGAAGACGAGAUGUCCGUGAAUGAGGAUAAUAGCACGCCGGGCAGUAAAUUCAUUGCCCUGGCUGAUUAUACUGCUAUGGGACACUCGGAAGUUUCGAUGCGAGAAGGCGAAGCUAUCGAGCUAUUGAAAGUGGGCUGUGCCGGCUGGUGGUACGUCCGCGUCUUAGAUACCAAUGCAGAAGGCUGGACCCCGGGAGCAUAUCUGGAAUCGGUCAAUCGAAAAUCGUCACGAUCAUCGAGCUGCAAUCAGGAGCGAAUAAAUCUAAAAUAAACGCCUCUUCUUCUAAACACACGUUUUCAAAACUUCAUCUAUCGCCUCCAAUAGAUAACAGUAUUUGAACUUGUUCUUCAAAUCCUACUAUUUUCAUUUUUACUCAUCUGAAUCUGACAGAAAUACCAAAUAAUCUACACUCAAUAUUAUUAUCGCUUCUAAAUAUCCUCGGUUUGGUUAAAGUGUACAUUGUGGAUAAAUAAUUAUAAUAUGGAAAAUAGUAUAAGGUAUUUCUUGUUGAUAAUUAGCAUUAAAACAUGCAAAUAUGUAUUAUUUUUAAGAAUCCAUUGCAUAUGGUAUGUAAUUGCUAGUUUCUAGUCCAUAGUAUACUUAUUCUGGCUUUAUUCUACGUACACAACGUAUGCAUUGAAGUACUUGCGCUCUUUAGUAUUUGAGGACUGUUACAAUGAUUGUUAAGGACAACAUGUCGAAUAUUUCUUGAAAAUGUA